This is a messenger RNA of Macroventuria anomochaeta, 489 nucleotides long. RefSeq lists its product as uncharacterized. The transcript has 2 exons. The record is from RefSeq and is a predicted model, not a curated record. Bases 1 to 489 code for a protein of 162 amino acids. Lineage: Eukaryota; Fungi; Ascomycota; Dothideomycetes; Pleosporales; Didymellaceae.
AUGAGCCACUGGGAUCGAUCGCGGCAUCGUCGAGAGCGCAGAUACCAUGCUGGUUAUCCUCCACUCGGGUUCUAUGACGGCUACGAUGGAUACGGCAAAGAUAUCGAAGACCCGUGCCGGUACGAUCGCAUAUCCGUGGCAAGACCCAGACGCCGAGGACCCACAUGUUAUGACUGGUGCCCAUUAUGUGUCGGUGACUACCGAGAGCCUUAUGAGCUUCUGCGCCGCUACGACCCGCUCAUGGAACUGAUGGAAGAGAUACAUGACUGCUGGAUCGCGAUGGAGACGGGUCAGUUCAUCGCUCAAGAUGCAGCAGACAGGAUCGAGGAGGCAUCCAAGAUGGUCAACCGCAUGUUUGGCUAUGACCCUACCUACAAGCAAUUUUCAGCACUGAUGAAGCAACUCGCACGCGAUGUACAACUUAUGCCAGGUAAUGCUAUCGUUCCGUAUCAUUUGCGGCCAAGGCGUCGCCGGUCAUUCUUUGCAUAG